UUUAGUAAAACAAAUUUGUUAAAAAAUUGUUUUAUCUCUUUUUACUCUAAAAUUUGGGUCCGAAUUAUUAUUUAGACAUCAAACUUGAUUUUAUUGGGAAAUUUAAAAUCCAAAAUCUUAAUCGCGACAGUAUACCAACAAUUUCCGCACAUGGGUUCUGCGGAAGACGAAAAACCGUCUGGACCUGUGCUUUGAUACAGUCAAAACAUGGCGGAAAGAAAAGGCGGUGGGAAAGGGAAAGAGAAGUCAAAAGUUGCUAAUGAACGAUCUGGGAAGACACUCUCUAAACAAGAUAUAUGCGUGGGAGAAGAAUUAAAAAUAGCUGUUACACUUGCGGUUGAUCGUUUUCGAGGCAACGAAGACGAAAAGGAAUUAGAGUUUCCAUCUUCACUAACCGCUAACGAGCGAGCCUAUGUUCACCGCUAUUGCCAAGAUCUUGGACUUAUCUCAAAAAGCCGCGGCAAGGGAAAUAAAAGAUAUUUGACUGUGUACAAGGUUAAAGAAGAAUCAGCAAUUGUCAAAUGCAAAUUAAGUAUCACUAAGAGUAGUUCAAGUACUAUCAACUCCUUACUGAGUAAUUUUCCAGUUACUAAUCGAGAUCGACAUGAACUGUCUGGACAAAAGUUGCAUAAAGGUAUUAUUAACGAGCAGAGUAAAAUACUAGCAAGGGAAAACCGGCUAGUUUUGGGGAAUGGUCCCCAUGUGCCACCUGAAGCUGUUGAAGGCAAUGAAUUUAGUGCAGCAGCACAAUCCCUUCCAAUAUAUCACCAAAAAGAGGAAAUCUUAAAUGUCAUAGAAGAGAACCAGGUUGUGUUAAUAGCAGGGGAGACUGGGUCUGGAAAGACAACUCAGGUUGGUAAAUUUAUUCUGGAAAAACAUCAUCUGACGAAACAACCAUGCAGAGUAAUUUGCACACAGCCUCGGCGUUUGUCUGCGAUGUCUGUUUCUGAGAGAGUUGCUGCGGAAAGGGGAGAAAAAGUAGGAGAAACAGUAGGCUAUCAAGUACGGUUGGAUAGUAAACUAUCACCAAGUACACUUCUUCAAUUUUGUACCAAUGGUGUAUUACUCAGGUUAUUAAUGGUUGGCCACAAGUGUUUAUCAAAUAUAACACAUAUUAUUGUGGAUGAAAUACAUGAGCGUGACGUUUUCAGUGAUUAUUUAAUGAUUUCCUUGCGAGAUUUAUUAAAAACGUACAAAAAACUAAAAGUUAUUUUGAUGAGUGCAACACUAAAUAUCGAUUUAUUUAAAAAGUAUUUUGGUUCUUGUCAGUUUAUACACAUUCCUGGAAAGUGCUAUGAAGUAAAAUCAUACUUCUUGGAGGAUGUUCUUAAACAAACUGGUUAUGUAACAAAGGGUAUGAGAAAGUUGUUGCAGGAAAACGACAUACAGCUGUUUCAAGACGCUAUGAACGGGCUUGAUUUGGCCAGAAAAGAUCAGAAUGAAGUAAAUAGCAAAAUUAAAGAGAAUGCUUUGAGCAAAAGUGAGGAAAAGGCGAAAACAGUUGAAGAAGGUAGUGACAUGGAAAUUGAAAGUGAAAAUGAAAGUAACAGCCCUCCAAAAGAAGGUACUGUCAGUGACACUGAUACAAGAGAAGUAACCGAUUUAAAUGAAAAGUUGGAAAAUAUUGAUGAAACAAUUGAUAUUAAAGAUAAAUGUAGCAAUGAAAUUAAUGACAAGUUAGCCAAAGAUAAUGAUGUACCUCAAGAUGAUAAAUUAACUGAUGCAGUCAUAGACAGCGAAGAAGUCGAAGCAUACAAUGAUGACAAGGAGGACGAAGAAGAUGAUAUUCUUAUUGACGAUGUAGAAGUCGAAGAGAUGUCAAAGGAGAUGGACUCUUGCUUAGCACAGGCUUGGUUAAGUGGUGACGACGAGGCAUUUGAUCAAAUCAUUCACCUCAUCAUGAACGAAAACGUUCUUAUUGAUUACCAGCAUUCUGAAACAAAAAUGACAGCAUUAAUAGUUGCAGCAGCACGGGGAAAUUUAACACUCACAGAGCAACUUGUUGAGUUUGGUGCACAAAUUGAUAUUCAAGACCCAAAAAAUAAAAGAGAUGCAUUAGGUUGGGCCCACCAUUUUGGACAAAAUCAUGUUGCAGUAUAUUUACAAAGUCUUAUGUCAGAACAAAAUGAUGAAUCUGCAGACACUUCUGCAGAAACUGUUGAUGAUGAACUUGACGAGAACGAUAAAAGAAGGCUGGAGUUGUAUCACAAAUCUUUUGAUGACCAACGUGUAGAUCUUGGUUUGAUCAUGUCUCUUCUCAGUUACAUUUGCAAAAAAUCAUCCUCUCUUCAAGGAGCAAUCCUAAUCUUUUUGCCGGGAUAUGAUGAGAUUGUUUCAUUGCGUGACUGCUUAAGUGAUGACAAGGAGUUCUCUAAAAGAUCAAAGUAUCAGAUUUUGUUGCUUCAUUCUAUGAUAUCUACGAGUAACCAACGUAAAGUGUUUGCAAUUCCACCCAAAGGUGUAAGGAAAAUCAUUUUAUCAACUAAUAUAGCGGAAACAAGUAUUACUAUCAAAGAUGUUGUUUAUGUAAUUGACUCUGGUAAGGUAAAAGAGAAAAGUCAUGAUGCUGUCAGCUCAAUAUCAACAUUGCGAACUGUGUGGGUGUCCAAAGCUAGUGCUAUCCAGCGUCGAGGGCGUGCUGGUCGAUGUGCAUCAGGUUUCUGUUACCACUUGUUUAGUCAGGAUCGAUUCCACCACUUGCAAACAUAUCAGGACGCAGAAAUACUGCGCGUGCCAAUUCAUGACCUCUGUUUACAGACCAAAAUGCUAGCACCUGUUAAUGUACCAAUCAGUGAUUACUUAGCAAAGGCUCCAGAACCACCUUCGAAUUUGAUGAUACGGAAUUCUAUUCGUGUCUUAAAAUCUAUCAGUGCUUUAGAUGAAAAUGAAGACAUGACAGAUUUAGGAAAAUUGUUGGUGGAAAUUUCGAUUGAGCCGCAACUUGGUAAAAUGGUUUUUAUGGGUCUGUCAUUGAAAUGUUUGGAGCCUGCUAUUAUUAUUGCGUGCUGUUCUGCUUAUAAAGAACCCUUUUUGUUGCCUACAGUGGCGUCACAGAAGAGUUACGCAGCCUCUAGUAAGUUAAGGCUGAGCUCAGAUUCCCACAGCGAUCAAAUCGCAAUGCUUCGAGCAUUCCAAGGCUGGCAACACGCACGAAAGGAUGGUCGGGAGAAAUCUUACUGCUCCAGGCACUUCAUUUCACCAGGUACGAUGGAAAUGGUGCACGGUAUGAGACAACAGAUCUUAACGAGACUUCGCAGCUUAGGUCUGAUACGCUCGCAUGGAGCAGGUGAUAUUAAAGAUUUAAACAGAAAUAGCAAGAAUUGGGCGGUCAUUAAAGCUGUAGUUGGAGCAGGACUUUAUCCAAAUCUUGUGAAGGUUGAUCGAGAAAAUUCUGUAUUAGUAUCUGAAAAAGAAAAAAAGGUUACCAUUCACAACUCCUCGGUUAUCAUGGCUCGCAACGAAGACAAAGUGCAAAGUACAGUCAGUCGUGCAAACAAACUAAAAUCCAUUGUUUCAAGCCUUCCUUUUGAUUGGUUAACUUAUGAAGAAUUGUCUCGGCUAUAUUACUCUGUUCAAAUUAGGUCGGUGUCCGUUCUGUCUCCAGUCGCAGUAGCUCUUUUGGGCGGACAGUGUUUAUCAUACGAGCACAGUAGCUUAAGAUUAAAGUCAGGUCGUGAUAGAGAAGGUAAAAGAAACGAACGGAAUCGAGACAAUUUUUUUCAAGAGAGUGAUAGCGAACAGGAAGAUAGCAAUGACGAAAACACUAGUUUCUUUAAAAUCGACGAUUGGAUAACAUUUUCAGCUGACGACAUGACGUUAAAUUCUGUCGCCAUGCUAAGGGUCAAGUUUUUGGCUUUGUUUACCAAGCAUAUACAAAUUCCCGCUAAAUCUUGGAGCGAAGCUGAUGACGCCAUUGUGCAAUGUAUCGUAAAUAUUUUAACGAAAGAAGAACAAGCGGUCGGCUUAACAAAUCCAGCAACAAGAGACGUCGAAAAGAAAAUAUCUAACGAAUCUCGUCCCGACAGGUACUUGAGCCAUUAUGAUUCAUACUCGCAUUCAAGAGGAGGUUAUUCGCGAGGCUAUAGACAAGAAGCGUCAUCAAGAGGUAGGCGUCGAUACCCUCCACGUCAACAGCGUCGACGUCAUUUCAGUGACGAAAAAUCUUCUGAUAACGAUGAUGCAGGAAGCGAAGAAAUAGGUGAACAGAAACGUCGGUCGAAACGUUUCUUUAUUUUAAAGUGUAACAACGACCGUAACAUGACGAUAUCUUUUGAACGCAACAUAUGGGCGACAACGAAAAAUAACGAGAAAAAAUUGGAUCGAGCAUUCAGGGAAUCCGAUAGUGUUUACCUGAUCUUCUCCGUUCAAGGUAGUGGUCACUUCCAAGGGGUAGCGAAAAUGAAAACCAAUAUAAGUAAUCGAUUCUGUGAUGACUUCGGUUCGUCAAACCUUGGUGGUGUGUUUGAUGUUGAAUGGAUAAGCAAGGAGGACAUCGCUUUCCAGCACACGCAGCAUCUUACUAAUCCUUGGAACGACAACAAGAAGGUUCAGAUCAGUCGCGAUGCUCAAGAAGUUGAACCGAGUGUUGGGGAGCAGUUGUGCAAACUGUGGGAACACAUGCGUGAUAUCCCGAAAGAGCCUAUGGCACGCUCGCCUUCCGUAUCGCCCGUAAAUAGUCCUAUUAAGGAGAAAGAAGAAAAUCAAUUUUAUACCGGUACGGAAAUAUACGAUGAAAACGAAGCCUCCUACAUGGAAGGCUACCAAUUGUACAGCCCGCCUCCAUUUAGUCCGCAAUACAUGCCCGAAUUUCAACACGUACCACCACACUAUGCACCGCCACCUCCACCUAUGUACCAACAACCCUACCCAGUAUACGCAGCCACUGGUGGUAUGCCAGCAUACCGACCUGAUUAUUAUCAACUGCAGUACCCUCCACAAAGAAAUGGUGAUACGGGGGUGUAUGCAAGGGACGGUCAAUAUCAGGGUAUCAGACCUGACUCUCAAAACCGAAGUAAUUAUGGAACGUGAACUGUGUUUACUAUAUGAUUUCAACUCUUGUUUUAUUUGUUAGCAUUCAGAUUUUGCGUUAAAUUAGCAGUCUUUUAAUUCGCCCUUCUAAAAUUGUUUGAAACACGUAUAAAAUCCUCGAUUUACAGUAAGCACGACCAAUUUUUACAUGUGGGGCAGCCAUAUUAAAUUUUUUUGAGUUUUGCAGGAUUACAUACUCCUGCUGUACUUAUUAUAUUUUUAGAAUAGUUGUAAAACAAAUUUGUUUGGUGCUACUUUAGUUUGCCAGUUUUCAUGUGAUCCUUAUUUAGCAGAACUGUUUAUAAAGACGAAGAAAAAAACGCGGAAUGAAGUUUUUAUGGGCUAAAGGGGGAUGGAUAUACAUUGUUUUAAUUGUAAAAAUUCAGAGUAAAGCAUUUAUAGCUAGUCUUUAAAAUCCAAGGGAUCCAGCUUAAAAAUGUACUAUUUUCGUUAAUGUCUCGAAGUAUUUGAUUUAUGAGUUGUAGAAUAUUUAAUUUAGAAUGACUCGUUUUUGUCUUCGUAUGUUGACAUUCUUGCUUCACCAAUAUCUAUCGAAUAUUGUUCAAUUAGUCUUUUCUUGUGUUUUCAAUUCAUUCAAUUCAAACUUUUAACGUCCUAUAUUGAUGGUCGCUUGAUUGUCGUGAAAAAAAUCCCAUUUAUACAAACAUGUUUUUAUUUUGAGUUGUAAAUAUUGAAACGUAAAGGUCUGUUUACACUAAGUGACUAAAACGUCUUUUUAUUAUACAUGUUUUUUUUAUCGGAAUACGUUAGGUUUACCUUGCUCAGAUAUUCUUAAAAAAAGCGUGUAUGGCUGAAAUGGUAUUUAGUAGAGAAAAUAAAUUUUAGCAUA
This is a messenger RNA of Hydractinia symbiolongicarpus, 5878 nucleotides long. RefSeq names its product 3'-5' RNA helicase YTHDC2-like. The transcript has 13 exons. Gene Ontology annotation, cellular component: intracellular anatomical structure. Lineage: Eukaryota; Metazoa; Cnidaria; Hydrozoa; Anthoathecata; Hydractiniidae. Gene Ontology annotation, molecular function: RNA binding; protein binding; ATP binding. The record is from RefSeq and is a predicted model, not a curated record. The coding region runs from base 208 to 5028 and encodes 1606 amino acids.